AUGACUGAAAUGACUUGUAUGUCAGGCAAAGAUAAUGAGGAGCAGAACAUGGAAAUAAAUAACAGAAGUAUGAACAACUCUCUGUUGCCAAGUAAGGACACUCAUGAAGGUAAAGUACCAGAUCAAUUACUGGGAGUGCAACACAUUUGUGAUAACACGACACCAUGUGAUAUCAAUGGAACAGCAUGUGAGCAUAAUAGUACUGAUCUCAAUAAUAAAGUUCAUCGAUGUGCUCCCAGAACAGAACUGCACAGAGAAAUGAAUUCUAAUUAUGUCACAUCAAUCAAGACAAAGAAAGAUUCAAUGCCUACGAACUGUAGUGCAGAACAUCUUGGAAGGAAAGGUAAAAUUCUUCUGUUUGUUGCUGAUGUUGAUUGGCUGCGUAAACAAUUAGAAAAUGAGGAAACAAGUGAAAAUCAAAACAUGACAACCAACCAACCUGAUAAUCAAGGUAAAAAAGAAACAGUGAACAUUAAAGGCAAGACAAGCACAAUUGAAGUAUGUGAUGUGCAGCACGAGGUACAGUAUGAAAAUCAGGAAAUGUCUAACUCAGAAAAAGAUGUUGCAAAUUUGUGUCAGAAAGCAAGUGAUGAGACUGAGUACUUACAAGAUCAUGCAGAAUUAGGUGAAAUAAAUACAAUGUUAUGUAAUGAGAGUGGUAUGACAAAUGACAAAAAAGCUAACCUGACAGAUCAGAAACUUGAUAUCCAUGAUGGAAAUGACAAAGAACAUAUUUUGUCACCUCUCGGGAAUGAAUCAUUAAGUGAUGUGAUAGCAUCAUCAGAUGGUCAAGAACCGCAGUUCACUUUAGAAAACAAUGGAGAGAAUGCCAAGUUAUCUAUUGAAAGUGCAGCAACAAAUGACAUCCAGGUUUUACUAGAAGAUGAAAAGUAUGUGGCUCAAACAGACAUGGAACAUCUGGUGCCACUUUUAAAUAGUGAAACAAUUGAUAAUAUAACAACAUCAGAAGACAAGGAAACACAAUACAUUGCAGAAAGGAGUAACGGGGAUAUGACGUUAUCAGUUGAGAGUGAAAUAGAAAAUUACAGUCAGGUUUCACUGAAAGAUCAAAAAUACGUGGCCCAUACAGGAAAGGAUGUGGAAGAUCUGAUGGCGCCUAUCAAGAGUGAAACAACAUGUGAUGACAAAAAAACAUCACAAAACAAAACAAUGCAACCCAUUACAGAAAAUGAUGAGGACAUUGUGAUAUUAUCUGUUGAAAGCGCAACAACAAUUGAAAACACUGUUGCAUUUGAAGAUCUGGAACUCGAGAGGUGUCUGAUGCCAUCUGUCAAGAAUGAAACAAAUGAUGACAGGAAACCAGCAGAAGACAAGGAUACACAGCCAGUUAUGGAAAAUGAUGAGGACAUUGUGAUACUAUCUGUUGAGAGUGCUGCAGAAAAGUAUGUCGAGCAUUUGAUUUCACAUGUCAUUAGUGAAACAACAAAUGAUAACACUGUAAAGUCAGAUGACAAGGAAACACAGUUAACUACAGAAAGGGAUGAGGAGAAUGUGGCGUUAUCAAUGAGGCAUGCAACAACAAAUGACAACAAGGGUUUAUUGAAAUUUGAGGGCAAUACAGAAGAGAAUAUGAAACACCCAAUAUCACGUGACAAAAGUAAAACAACAAGUGAUGGCAGAGAAACAUCAGGAAAUGAGAAAACACAGUCCACUGCAGGCAAUGAAGGGAAGGAUGUGACCUUAUCAAUUGGGGAUGCAGCAACAAAUAGAAAGGUUGAGCUUGAGAAUCAGAAACUCAAGACCCACACAGAAAAAUAUGUUGUAAGUGAUGGUACAGUAACACCAGAAGACCAGGAAACACAGUCCAUUACAGAAACGGAAAAGGAGCAUGUGAUGGUAUCAACUGAGCUUGCAACAACAAAAAACAACCAGAUUGCACUUGAGAAUCGGAAACUUGAGGCACACACAGAAAAAUAUGUUGAACGUCAGGUUUCACCUGUCAAAAGUGAAACGACAAGUGAAAACAAAGAUAUACCAGAAGGUAAGGAAACACAGUCCAUUACAGAAAAUGAAGAGGUAAAUGUGGUGUCAUUCCUUGAGAUUACAACAUCAAAUGACAACGAGGUUUCAGAACCUGAUGACUAUGUAGAAGAGAAUGUUGAACAUCUGUUCAUUUCAGCUGUUAGAAAAAACACUAAUGACGAUACAGCAAUAUUUGAAGACCAUGAAACACAGUCAAUUGCAGAAACAAAUGAGGACAAUGUGAUGAUAUCUACAGAGGGUGAAGUAACACAUUCCAACAAGGUUUCACUGGAAGAUCGCAAACUUGAGUCCCAGAUAAGAGAGAAUUACAAACCAAAUAUGUUAUCUGUAAAGGAGAAAACAAGUAAAACCAUAGCUUCAUUUCAAAAUCGGGAAGCAACAUCCAAUGCAGAGAAAUACGAUAAACAGCUUGCACCAUAUUCAAAAAGUGAGCCAGCAAGUGACAAUUUGUGUGCAUCUAUAGAUGAGGAAAUGAAGGCUCAAAUAGACAGCACCAACAUACUUCUUUUGGAAGACCAGGAAAAAAACUUCACUGUGGAAAAACAUGAGAUUAUGAAUGAAAAAGACAUGUCUGUAGAUAGAGACCAGGAAAGUGUUUUCACAGCAGAACAUGAAAAUAUAACUACACUGCCACGAUAA
Messenger RNA from Saccoglossus kowalevskii, 2643 nucleotides. Its product is annotated as mucin-22-like. The record is from RefSeq and is a predicted model, not a curated record. NCBI's taxonomy places the organism in Eukaryota, Metazoa, Hemichordata, Enteropneusta, Harrimaniidae.